This is a messenger RNA of Pediculus humanus corporis (human body louse), 762 nucleotides long. RefSeq names its product sh2 domain containing protein, putative. The transcript has 6 exons. Bases 1 to 762 code for a protein of 253 amino acids. Lineage: Eukaryota; Metazoa; Arthropoda; Insecta; Psocodea; Pediculidae. Gene Ontology annotation, biological process: intracellular signal transduction; cell surface receptor protein tyrosine kinase signaling pathway. The record is from RefSeq and is a predicted model, not a curated record.
AUGUCGGACAAGAGAAAAAUAGGACUUAACAAACCUCCUGUACCUGCCAGACCUAAAAAUUUGGUCGUUUUAAAUUCUAAACAUUUACCUAAACCACCAGAAAUAUUUUCUGUGCCUUCUAAAAUAACUAAACAAUUUAAUCCUAAAAAAAAUGACACUGUUAAUAGUGAUGGUGAAGAAGAUGCAUAUGGUUACUUAGAACCAUUAUCAUUAUCAACAUCUGAUAUAAACUCUGGGACAAAAAAUAUGAAUGGAUCAACUCUAAAGAAAAGUAUUGAUGAAAAUUUAAAAUUAGGUGAAAUAUUUGACAAAAUAAUGAUGAGAAGUAAUUCAUCUUCAGUUGAAUCACCAGAAGGAGAAUCGAUAAAACAUCAAAUGCCAGUUAACCAAUGGCAGAGACCGUUACCUCUGCCACCGACUGAAGGAAAGUCUGAAGUAACAUCAAUGCCUUGGUACAAAAAAAUAGACAGGAAAAAAGGAGAAGAAAUACUAAGAAAUGGUAUUGAUGGAUACUUUUUGGUCAGACCGUCAUCAAAUGCAGAUACUUAUUUAACAUUAACACUUUGGUACAACAAUAGAACAUAUAACAUUCCGAUCAGAAAAAGAAAAGAUGGUAAAUUUGCAUUAGGUACACCUAAGACAAAUGAACAGUGUUUUGAUUCUAUUGAAUACAUGGUGAAAAACUAUCAAUCGGAAAAAUUAGUCUUAUACAGUAAUGGAGUUCAAACUGGAAAAACUCUUUUGACUAAAUAUCCGCCAUGA